CUUCUUGGUGUUGUAUUUCAAAUUGUUCUCUAGUCAAUAUCGAAGAAGUUGAAUAAGUUUCUUGUGGCUUCCCACAACUCAUUUUGGGUCACUCUCAUGCUUCGUCGAGAAGCUCGAAGACGACGUGAAUAUCUCUAUCGAAAGUCUUUGAAAGAAGAAGAAAUAUAUGAGAAGAAAAUCAAGGUUAGAGACGCCAUUGCUGCUGGAAAGAAUGUUCCAACAGAACUUCAAGAAGAAGCACAAGAAUUGUUUGAAUCCGCAAACUACUUGGACUCAGCAACAGACCGUGCUUAUUCUCACGUGGAUGACGAAUAUGCUAGAGCCAAUGAAAUAGAUCCCAAAGUUGUCAUUACAACCUCUCGAGAUCCCAGUAGUAGAUUGUCUCAGUUUGCCAAAGAAGUGAAACUUUUAUUUCCCAACUCUCAACGGUUGAACCGAGGCAAUCUAGUCAUUCGUGACUUGAUGACGGCUUGUAAAAACAAUCAAGUAACUGAUGUUAUCCUGUUAAGUGAAUAUAGAGGACAGCCCGAUGGUCUUGUUGUUUGUCAUUUACCUCUUGGACCUACUGCAUUCUUUUCUUUAUCCAACGUGGUUAUGCGUCAUGAUAUUGUGGAUACAGACCUUGGAACAGUCUCAGAAGCCAACCCGCAUCUUGUCUUUGAUAAUUUUGAAUCAAAGCUUGGAUGGAGAGUUAAAAAUAUUCUCAAAUAUUUAUUUCCGAGUCCAAAACCAGAUUCCAAGCGUAUCAUUACUUUCAGCAAUCAUGCAGAUAUUAUUUCCUUUAGACAUCAUUUGUAUCAAAAAAGUGGCACUAGACCCGAAGAUAUAGAGUUGAUAGAAAUGGGACCUCGUUUUGAUAUGAAGCUUUACCAAAUUCGAUUAGGAACGAUUGAGCAAUCACAUGCGGAUAAUGAAUGGGUUUUAAGGCCUUAUAUGAAUACAGCACAUAAGAGACGAGCAUUAGGUGGAAUCUAAGGGAAUGUGUGAAAACAUGGAAAUAUUUUCCUUCUUUGGAACGUUCAUAUAUUUAUCGUUGUUGACUUUUGAAUUGUUGCAACAGUGGAUAUGUAACAUCAAAACGAAUGAUCAGACCAAGAGAGAAGGUUUUCAAGUAUGUGUCAACAGAUAUGAAGAAAUAUUAGAAUCGUUUCAUAUGUAGUCCCCAGAUAUUUCUAAAACAAUCUUUAAAUAUAAGCAUCGUACACUUGUACUAUUUUUUUGAUCAAAAAUAUGAUAGAGACUAAAGUAACUAACAAGAGCCAAAAAUUUCAGAAAUAGCUUUGUGACUAGAGCUAUAUACAUCUUGGUUACGACCUACCGAGACUCGUAGUUACUUUAGCUCACGGAUGAAUCGUCCAUAAUGUGAAAAAGAUCAGCCUACUGGUUGUGCUUUGUGGAGCUUUCUAUUGGUCCCAUGCUUUUGAGUCUCUUUGUGACAAUAUUCAUUUUCAAAUACGAAUCCUUCUUUACUGGGUUUAACAAAAAACUUAUAUUUUUAAUGUAAAGAGGUAUAAAGCGUCUAUUAGUAUCUGUCAACACACAAAGUUGUUACAGAAUGAAUAAACUAAUUAUUUCAAAA
Messenger RNA from Galdieria sulphuraria, 1579 nucleotides. RefSeq lists its product as uncharacterized. Gene Ontology annotation, molecular function: rRNA primary transcript binding; snoRNA binding. Gene Ontology annotation, biological process: rRNA processing. The record is from RefSeq and is a predicted model, not a curated record. Gene Ontology annotation, cellular component: nucleolus; small-subunit processome; Mpp10 complex. The coding region runs from base 97 to 975 and encodes 292 amino acids. NCBI's taxonomy places the organism in Eukaryota, Rhodophyta, Bangiophyceae, Galdieriales, Galdieriaceae. The transcript is spliced from 7 exons.